This is a messenger RNA of Acipenser ruthenus (sterlet), 302 nucleotides long. RefSeq lists its product as uncharacterized. NCBI's taxonomy places the organism in Eukaryota, Metazoa, Chordata, Actinopteri, Acipenseriformes, Acipenseridae. The coding region runs from base 21 to 209 and encodes 62 amino acids. The transcript is spliced from 3 exons. The record is from RefSeq and is a predicted model, not a curated record.
UUGGGUGUCAAAAAAACAUCAUGAAGGCAUCGGUCCUUGCUCUCCUUGUGCUGUUGUUACUGGCAUCUGUAGACAGUCAGGAAGCUGAUGUGACAUUCUGGACCUGUGGUCAGAGAGGACACUGCCGCAGAUUCUGCUACGCACACGAGUACGUUGUGGGUUACCAUGGCUGUCCUCGGAGAUUCAGAUGCUGUGUAUUGCGGUAUUAGCACCCACAACCUAAAGAGCUGGUACCUGCAAGACAACACACCAUAUGGAGAUGGGCUUUUCUUCACAGAAGCUCUGUAGUAACUAGAACAUUA